UGGAGAUAUGGCAAUGCGAAGAGAUUCUAGGCCAAUUGAACUCCAGAGACUAAUGCCCUUCUCUGGAAAGAAAGGGAAAAAAAGUCUCGGACAUCAGAUUCAAUUCACAGUGAUGAGGAUCCUUUAAUGGAUGAAGAAUUGGGGGAAUCCUCAUUUCGAUCCAAACAACGGAAAACCUCACGUAAAAGAAUACCAGAUAUUCCGUUAAAAUUUCUAAAAUCGAGAAACAAUCAACAGCCGAGAACAAUUCCUUUUAAUUGCAAUGAUAAGAUAAAGAAGAAGUUUACGCCAAAUAUCAUUGUCAAUCAGAAAUACAAUAUAUUCACAUUUAUACCAAUUGUGUUGUAUGAGCAGUUUGUUAUAUUUUUCAACCUGUACUUCUUACUCGUAGCCCUUUCUCAAUUUGUACCAGCAUUAAAGAUCGGUUACAUCCUUACCUAUUUCGGGCCUCUUUGCUUUGUACUUCUGGUUACUAUCAGUAAAGAAGCAAUGGAUGAUUACCAGCGUCAUAAACGAGAUAAAGAAGCCAAUUCACAGCAAUACCAAACUCUCACUUCUUCAGGGCUUAUAAAUAUUCCGAGCUCAAAAAUACGAGUAGGAGAUCUCAUUGUUGUUCACAAGGACCAGCGUAUUCCUGCCGAUAUGAUUCUUUUAAGAACAACCGAAGAAAGUGGAGCUAGUUUUAUCAGAACAGACCAAUUGGACGGAGAAACUGACUGGAAACUCAGACUGGCUGUGCCAUCUCUCCAGAGACUUUCAUGCAAUGAAGAACUUUUAAACUGUUCAGGCGAAAUUUAUGCCGAUUCACCACACAAAGAUAUUCACAACUUUGUCGGCACUUAUUCACACGUGGAUCCUGAAACUGGAAGUGAGCAACUAGAGCCUCUUGGUGUUGAAAACUCCUUAUGGACAAACACAGUUUUGGCGUCUGGGUCUAUUGUCGGAUUCGUGAUUUACACUGGCAAGGAUACACGUGCCGUUAUGAACACAAGUCACCCAAAAACAAAAAUUGGAUUGUUAGAUAAAGAAGUCAAUAGACUUGCAAAGAUUCUGUUUGUAGUUACUCUGGCAAUGUCAUUUAUUAUGGUCGGACUAAAUGGAUUUCAUGGACUCUGGUAUAUUUACGUUUUCCGGUUUUUAAUCUUAUUCUCUUCCAUUAUUCCAAUCAGUUUGCGUGUAAAUCUAGAUAUGGGAAAAACAGUUUACGCACGCCAAAUUGAAGGAGAUGAAGAAAUUGCAGGCACAAUUGUUCGCACAAGCACACUACCAGAAGAACUGGGACGAAUCGAAUAUCUUUUAUCCGAUAAAACAGGAACUCUCACCAAAAAUGAUAUGGAGUUAAAAAAGCUUCAUAUGGGCACAAUGUCUUACACAUUGGACACCAUGGAUGAUAUCGUGACACACUUGGGAGCAGCUUUUGAAAAACAUGACACUGGAAGACGAAAUAUUUCGUACCGUGUCAAAGAUAUUGUUCAAGCACUUGCCCUAUGCCAUAAUGUAACCCCUGUUUUGGAAGGAAAUAACGAAGUUACAUAUCAAGCCUCUAGCCCAGAUGAAGUAGCCAUCGUUAAAUGGACAGAAGAGAUGGGACUUGCUCUUGUUUCUCGCGAUGUGAACAAAAUGCAGCUCCAUGUUCGUGCAAACGAUAUGUUACUCGAUUUUGAUAUUUUGAAUAUAUUUCCCUUUUCAAGUGAAACAAAGCGUAUGGGUAUUGUUAUUCGGGACAAGCUCACUCACGAGAUUACAUUCUAUGAAAAGGGUGCAGAUUCUGUUAUGACUAGUAUUGUCCAAUACAAUGAUUGGCUAGAAGAGGAAUGCGGAAAUAUGGCUAGAGAAGGUCUGAGGACACUAGUAGUUGCAAAGAAGAAACUCUCAGAAGAAGCUUAUGAAGAAUUCCGAAAAAAAUAUCAUGAGGCAGAGGUCGCUCUUUUGGACAGAAACGGGCGUAAACAAGCUGUUGUUGAGAACUUGCUUGAAACUGACCUGGAGCUUCUUGGAUUGACUGGAGUGGAAGACAAGCUUCAGGAUGGUGUUAAGAACACACUUGAGCAGAUGCGUAAUGCUAAUUUAAAGAUAUGGAUGUUGACAGGAGAUAAAAUUGAAACUGCUACAUGUAUUGCUGUAUCUUCUAAACUCGUAUCCCGUAACCAGCAGAUAUACCAGGUCUCCAAACUGAAGUCGCCAGUGGAAGUUCUGGAAGAGCUGGAUCAUUUAAGAAACCAAACAGACUGCUGUCUUGUAAUUGACGGAGAGUCACUCCAACUUUGCCUUGAUAGUAGUAAGGAUGAAUUUAUUGAAGUAGCCACACGUUUACCAGUAGUCGUUUGUUGCCGAUGCUCCCCAACGCAAAAGGCUGAUAUCACAAGAUUAAUUAAAAAAUAUACUCGCAAGCGCGUCUUAUGUAUUGGUGAUGGUGGCAACGAUGUGAGCAUGAUUCAGGCUGCCGAUGUUGGAAUUGGUAUUGUUGGUAAAGAAGGAAAGCAAGCCUCCCUUGCUGCAGACUUUUCCAUCACUCAAUUUAGCCAUCUGACAAAAUUAUUGUUAUGGCAUGGUCGUAACAGCUAUAAGAGAUCUGCAAAGUUAUCACAAUUUGUCAUUCAUCGUGGUUUAAUUAUAUCCGUUAUGCAAGCCGUAUUCUCUGCUCUUUUUUAUUUUGCGCCCAUUGCUCUUUAUCAGGGCAUGCUUAUUGUUGGUUAUGCUACACUGUACACCAUGGCGCCUGUAUUCUCACUUGUUUUAGAUCAAGAUGUCAACGAAGAUAUUGCUCUUCUAUACCCUGAGCUUUACAAAGAGCUAACAAAGGGACGUUCACUAUCCAAUCGUACUUUUUUCACUUGGCUACUUAUUAGCGUUUACCAAGGUAAUAUUACCAUAUUAUCUCGCGGAUCAAUUAUGGUUUUAUCCAUCCUACUGUUUGAAGAUGAAUUUAUUCAUAUUGUUUCAAUUUCGUUCACUGCCUUAAUUCUUAACGAACUCCUGAUGGUUGCACUUGAAAUCAAUACCUGGCACCGUAUUAUGGUAAUAUCAGAGCUGGUGACAAUUAUGAUAUAUAUUGGUUCAAUGUGGCUAUUACCUACUUAUUUUGACAUGACCUUUAUCUUGACAUGGGGAUUUGUAUGGAAGGUUGCUGUUAUGACAGCAGUUAGUAGUUUUCCAUUGUACAUUGUUAAGUUUAUUAAGCGUAGAUAUGCUCCCCCGAGUUAUACAAAGCUGACAUAGACAGUAACUUUAUUUUAUAUAAAGCCAAAAUAAAACAUAAUAAAUUAAUGAUAUGAAUUU
Molecule: messenger RNA, 3279 nt
Organism: Phycomyces blakesleeanus NRRL 1555(-)
Lineage: Eukaryota; Fungi; Mucoromycota; Mucoromycetes; Mucorales; Phycomycetaceae
Exons: 24
Coding region: 127-3219 (1030 amino acids)
Biological process (GO): endocytosis; phospholipid translocation; retrograde vesicle-mediated transport, Golgi to endoplasmic reticulum
Cellular component (GO): trans-Golgi network; endosome; plasma membrane
Molecular function (GO): ATP binding; ATP hydrolysis activity; ATPase-coupled intramembrane lipid carrier activity
Source: RefSeq, a predicted model, not a curated record